This is a messenger RNA of Nerophis lumbriciformis (worm pipefish), 555 nucleotides long. It is a transcript of the gene ndufa12, whose product is annotated as NADH:ubiquinone oxidoreductase subunit A12. The record is from RefSeq and is a predicted model, not a curated record. NCBI's taxonomy places the organism in Eukaryota, Metazoa, Chordata, Actinopteri, Syngnathiformes, Syngnathidae. Gene Ontology annotation, biological process: response to oxidative stress. Gene Ontology annotation, cellular component: membrane; respiratory chain complex I.
UCCUUCCGGACACACUACUGUGAGACGUCGUUCCGACCCCUUAAUGGUUCCGUCUAAAGAUGGCGGGUUACGUUAAUGUUGUCCGAAGGGCUUUUGGACAAAUAGGAGGUCACGGCGGAAUUAGAGGGUUUCUUCUUCAACUCUUUAGGGUAAACGACGUAAAGACAGGGGCGCUGAUUGGUGUUGACAAAUAUGGCAACAAAUACUACGAGGACAAGAAGAACUAUUUCUUUGGACGACAUCGCUGGGUGAUCUACACCACACAGAUGAACGGAAAGAACACUUUGUGGGAUGUGGACGGCAGCAUGGUGCCCGCCGAAUGGCAUCGCUGGCUCCACUGCAUGACAGACGACCCCCCGACAACACACCCUCCGGAGCCCAAGAAGUUCCUGGCCGAGGUCCACCAGUUCAACACGAGCGGCAGCCCCCAGCAGUACGUGCCCUACUCCACUACCCGCAAAAAGAUUCACGAGUGGGUGCCGCCCCAAGCCGGAGCUCAUUGAGCUCCUGAAACUGAUGUUCUCCUCAAUAAAACCUCUGUAUGUACCUUCACAA